AUGAAGCGUACGGUGAUACUCACGGAGUCGCCCGAUGAGCAUCUAGUUUGGAGCCCCGGGCGAGUCCUCAUCAAGCCAGUGCCAGAGUAUCUCCUCGAUCACAAGUUCUGGGUGCGAAACAUCUGCCCCAAUCGCGAGUUGUACGCCGUCGCGUGCGGGCUGCUUUUAUCAUAUGCAUGGCUCAUCGCCGGGCUGAUCGAUCUCCGAAUCGCCAAGAACGAGCACAUUCUUCCCAGCGACGUCAAGUGUCACCUACCCGCACUGAAUGAUCCUUCGGUCCAGCCCCAGCCUGCAAUUAACAACAAACGUUACGAGUUUGGCGAGCUGCGUCUUAGUCGCCUGAAUUAUAUAUACCGGCUCACACCCUCGAUAUUUUCCAUCCGUAACCUUCAAGUUGUUCUCGGGUUCAUGCCGGGCUCGACAUGGUACCAAGAGUUUUCUGAGCGCCAUUUUUCGUGGAUCCUGGCCGUACUCGUCUACCUGUCGGUCUUGUUAUCGGCCAUGCAGGUGGGACUGGCAACCGAUACACUGCAGGGAAAUCGGCGGUUUCAGAAGAGUUGCACUGUCUUCGCCUUGGCGUUUAUCUUCUUCACGUACCUGCUUCUGAACUUUCCCGACGAGAUGUCAUCGGACUCUUCUCAGAAGCGAGUCGUGGAAUCAGUCGACGAUAUCCAUGAUACGGGUUCCGACGGUCAUCGGGGAAAGCGAUCCAAGAUUGACAAGCCCUUCACCGGCGUCUCCAGCUCCGUUCGAGACACGGAAACUUCUCCGAGCUCUCUCGUGCCUGAAAAUAAAGCACACGAUGUUUUACAGCCGAAAGGCGACCAAGCCGGUGACCAUUCGGAGGCCAUCUGCUCUCCAGCACCACAAGCGCUUUCGCCCAAACCUUUGGCUCCAGAACCUGUCCAGGACCCUCCCCAGCAAUGCCACAAUAAUAAUGACAAGGUCUUGCAGAGCACUCAGGAAGAUAAGGCAGAAUACAUAUGCUUCGGGAUGCUGAGAGAUGUCGAUAUCAAAAUCCAGCCUGUUCUGGGUUCGUACUCUCUAAGCGUUGAUCAAUCAUUCGGGAUACCUGAUACGUUUGCUUCACUCACUCUCUCGAUAAAACCGUCGCAGAGUGAUUUUCUUUCGAGCGAGGGCGCUUGUAUUGCGACGAUAGAGUAUGCAACACACCGUCGAAUUAGCUCCAUAAAAGUCGAAGAGGACCCGAUCUGGCUGGGUGUGAUUCCAAAAAAGAAAAUCCGGCAGAAGAUAAGAGCAGUGACCAAGAGUUUUUCUUCAGGAUCUUACUCUCCAUCCUCUUGGACGUACAAAAUCAAUAUUCUUGCUAUCGGCCUCUCGACUAUUGCGAAACCCCUGGCAGACCAACUUACUCAGCCUCAGCAUGGUCGGCGUCAGUUGCAGUUGCGUUGUCCAGUCCCAAAGCCCGACCAGAUUAGGUAUUAUAAUCCCCAAUGGUCGUACACAUUGGGACCACCGCCUUCCGAACAGUUGAAACCACCACAUACACCGCGGAUUGCUAAUCAGAAGGAGUUGAAUGGUUCUGACGAGGCGGGAGCGAACAAGCGCAGACUUCGAAGAUGA
Molecule: messenger RNA, 1584 nt
Organism: Aspergillus tubingensis
Lineage: Eukaryota; Fungi; Ascomycota; Eurotiomycetes; Eurotiales; Aspergillaceae
Exons: 5
Coding region: 1-1584 (527 amino acids)
Source: RefSeq, a predicted model, not a curated record